Molecule: messenger RNA, 2625 nt
Organism: Suillus plorans
Lineage: Eukaryota; Fungi; Basidiomycota; Agaricomycetes; Boletales; Suillaceae
Exons: 3
Coding region: 128-2353 (741 amino acids)
Biological process (GO): protein polyubiquitination
Molecular function (GO): ubiquitin protein ligase activity; metal ion binding
Source: RefSeq, a predicted model, not a curated record
UAAUAAUUUAAUUCCUUUAACGAGCAAUCUCCAAGGACCUGCCAAGGCACCUUCUAACCCAGGUUUUCUCCUACUCGUCCCGUGCUCCUCCUUCCCCCUCCCUUCUUUAUUUCAAUCCCCUUCGAUCAUGCCUUCUAACGAAAAAUUGGAUUCUGAAAAACUUUCAGAGCAUGAGGCUGAGAGGUAUCCAGAUUCUGACCGUGACAAGGACAAGGACAAAUCUCACAAGUCAAAGUCUUCUUCAAAGUCCAAAGAUCUCUCUCAUGUACCUUGUAAAUUUUUCAAGGUCGGCGCUUGCACAGCAGGCUCUUCUUGUCCAUUCUCCCAUAACGUCCAAGAGCCUGGCCAGCAGAAGGACGUCUGCGCAUGGUUCGUCAAAGGAAACUGCAAGUUUGGCCACAAGUGUGCUUUAGCACAUGUUCUUCCUGGCCAGAGUAUGUCUAUGGACAGGAAAAAUAAGAAGUCGGCUCAGCUCGCUGCCAACGCUGCGGGAGGUGGUGGUCCAAAAGAUAGCUCAAAAGCAGGGAGGAGUGUCAGGAAAGAUACUCAUGCGCAUAAUGGUUCAGGAGGCGUCUCCGCCGCAGGGAAUGUUCGUGGAAGUCUUCUUUCCGGUUCCACAGCUCCUACAAGGUCUCUCAGCGCUUCCUCUCGUCCCCCAAUUUCCAUGCCGUUAAAGGCCACAAUUUCCCCAUCCGCACCCGCCCCACCCCUCAAAGAUACCGAUUUUGCUUCAUUCUCACUCCCAGAUGAUACGGAAAAGUUGCCAGCAGCGCCUCUUCAGAGACGGCCUACGCCACCACUCGAACCCGAGUCACCAGCACCCGCUCAAGCUAGCGAGUUUAAGGAAGACCGUAAAAGUCCCUCCCCGCCAACACUUCCCCUCAGCAUGCCUAGUACGCGACGUCCAGGUUUAUCACAUCGUCCCACAGAUUCCGCGGAUCUUGGUCCCAUCGGAUCCCCGCCACGUGGCUCCCUUCCCCGCACAGGACUUGCCAAUGGAUUUUCACCCGGCACAUCGCCUGCUGCUGCUCCAGUCUCAUCCACGCUGCCUGCUCAGUCUCAGACUGUAUUCCAAUCCUAUGAUGCCAAACCCUCGAUACUGGACACGAAACAUCGUUCCGGACUCGCCGCAUCUCUUGGCACGUGGAAGACAGAGCUUGGUCCUGUCCCCUCGCAAGUUGUCAAUCGUGGGGACGGAAGUCUUAAUAUGCGUGGUCUCGAUCACGAGAUUGCUGUCGAAGACGAAGACCUGGAGGAGUUCUUGCCAAGCUCCCUUAAUGACCUUUUGACCCCCGAGGAACGUUCUCGCAGAAUGUCGCGUACGAAUUGUGUCCGCCCUACUCAGGUACACAACAACGGUCUUGGUCUUGACCCUCCCUUCCUCACUGCACAUUCGCAAGCGGAGGGUUCCCGCCACCAUUAUUCACGUUCCGUGCCUGCCACCUCGCUCCUCGGUGACGUAAAGUCUAUUUGGUCAGAGCGGACCGGAGGCCUUCCCGGCUCUCCUGACACAUCUCAUGCAUUCAAUCUCGCAGUCGGGACACCUAGUUCAUUCAAAUCCUCGAGCGGCUUCGGAGGUCGUUCCUUCACUAAUGAAGACGUGAACCCAUCUUCUUCCCUUCUUUCUCCAUCCAAUGCUUCGGCCGCUUUUCUCCCUUCUUUACACCAGUAUUACCUUAACUCAAAGCCAAGUGGCAUCCAGCGUUCCACUUCUGGUCUCGGCCGACCUGCUGGAUCCCCCCUACAGCCAGCCACCCCUCAGAAUCCACCCCCAACCUCAUUCUCCCCCCCGCGGAUCAGCUCUCUUGGUGGUCAUCGUACGCCAUUCGAUGAACAUGCAUCUGGACGGCCCAUUCCAUUUGGUGAAGGUGAAGAGCGCCCAGCUGCUAUUUCCCCCUCCAUCCGAGCUCUGCAAGCGCACGCACCGGGGCAGAGUCUGCCGCAGGGGCUUGCAGCGGGUUACUCCCGGAUCCACGCACUCCCAAUGACGAUGUCGCCCUCCUCAGCCGCAGCCUUCAGCCCUGGCUCCAACAACAACCCAUACUCCCUCAACCAGGAUUGGGUUGGGGGCUCUGCCAUCCAGGGUGACCAUCUUUCCGCUGCAGAUGUGGGAGGAAUGCCUCUCUCGACCUCGAUGGCAGGCCUGGAGUCGAUGUUCUCGCGCCUGUCGUACUCCGCUGCCGCAACGUCGCGGUCGCCUCUGAACAGCGGCCUGGCGCAUUCGCCAACACAAGGCUCACCGCUAGGUAUCCAGCGUGGCACGCCUGGCAACCGGAACUGGCACGCACAGAGCCCACUGAGCAAACCCGUUGUUACGGCGGAUGAUGAUGAGCUAUUCAGUAUGGAUGGAUGAAUAGUAAGCUGUGCAUAGAAGUAAAAACUGCGCCUCUGCUUUGGUUUCGGGAGGACGCCAUACCUCACUAGUCACUCUUGUUGUAUUGCAUGGUGUAUGUAUGUGUGGGGGCCGCCAGAUGCAUCUACGUAAAAUAUAUUUAUACCACCUCUCUAAUCAUUUGGUAGGUCGUGAUGUCAAAGUUACUGGGUUUUUUUUGCUAUCUUUUUUUGCUUGUGCCAUGGCAGCAAGUCGCACGUUUAAAUUUUGUUCCACGAAAUAUUUAUGAAUGG